UCAUACGUCAUGUUGACAUGCGGACUGACAUGUAUUGACAUCGCGUGUUACGAAAAAUAAAUUAUGCAGAUUAAUUCAUUAUCUUUGUAAUAAUACAAAAUUAAAGAUACAGUGUUACUAAAAUAUUAAACGCUUAGACCGCAGCGAAAUAAUAAUGGCGGAAAAAUACAUACUAACACUAGAUAUAGGAACUACUACGAUACGUUCUUUUAUAUAUAAUUCUAAAGCCGAAACAGUAGGAAGUGCUGUUGACCAGGUCAAAUUACACUAUCCAAGUCCCGGGUUUGUGGAAAUUGAUCCUGAGGAGCUAUGGAAAUCAGUAGUACAAGUUGUGUUAAUUUCAAUCAAAGAUGCGAAACUAUCGGCAGCACAAAUCACGGCAAUGGGCAUAUCCACACAGAGAAGCACAUUCAUCAAUUGGUCACGAGAGACAGGCAAACCGUUCCAUAGAUUCAUCACGUGGAAGGAUCUCAGAGCCGACAAACUGGUCAACCAAUGGAAUGAAUCUUAUACUUGGAAGCUAUUCAAGGCGGGCGCAUACGUCUUGUAUUUAAUAAUGAGGAGUCAAAAGUUCCGUGCCGGAAGUGUCCUUAAAUUCAUGAACACACAGACUACGUUAAGGCUAAGCUGGGCGUUACAAAACAUCGCGCCGCUGAAAGAAGCUGCGAAAAGGGAUGACGUCAUGUUCGGGACACUGGACACGUGGCUGUUGCACAAACUUACAGGAGGCAAAAUUCACGUGUCAGACGUGUCAUCAGCAUCAGCCACUGGUUUCUUCGACCCUUUCUGCAUGGAAUGGGGCGGUUGGGCGCUGUCUCUCUUCAAGAUACCGCGUUCUGUGCUACCCACCAUAGUGGACACGGCGGGCAAGCACUUCGGGACCACUACGCCUGAUAUAUGGGGGCAUGCGAUACCUAUCAUAAGUUGUAUGGCCGACCAGACAGCAUCCAUGUGGGGUUCCUGCUGCUUUGGAGUCGGCGACGUGAAACUCACCAUGGGCACGGGCACGUUCUUCAACAUAAACACGGGUUCCGUGCCCCACGCCAACGUGGCCGGCCUGUACCCCAUCGUGGGCUGGAGGCUGGGGAGCGAGCUGGUGUACUCUGCUGAGGGCUCUAACAACGACACUGCCUCUAUCAUCAAGUGGGCUCAGAACUUAGGUCUUUUUGACAACCCUCAAGACUCGGCAAGCAUUGCUGAAUCGGUUCCAGACACUGAUGGAGUCUACUUUAUUCCAGCAUUCAGUGGAUUGGGGGCGCCAUACAACGACGGCUCAGCGGCUUCGGGCUUCGUCGGCAUGAAGCCCUCAACGACUAAAGCGCACCUAGUCAGGGCAGUGUUGGAGUCCCUCGCGUUCCGGAUAGCGCAGCUGUAUUACUGCGUGCGAGAGGAGAACAACUAUCAGUUCAACAUUAUCAGAGUGGAUGGCGGCGUGUCAAACAACGACUUCAUCGCACAACUAGUGGCGGAUCUGACAGGGCUCCGUGUAGAGCGGCCCGUGCACACCGAGAUGUCCUCUCUAGGCUGCGCGCAUGUCGUAGGCCUACAACUAGGUAUAUGGAAAUCCAAAGCGGAGCUAAAGUCAAUGCGCAAGGUCGCCUGCGUAUUCAAUCCCCGGCCCCACGUCAAAAAAGCAUACAACAUCACAUUCACCCGCUGGGAGGACGCCGUGAAACGCAUGUGCGGUUGGUACACGGCUAACAAGUCUCAACAGAGUCUCUCCACAGUCUCAGACUCGAGCAGUAGUUCAGUGACCCCACAAAACAGCUUCAAGGUACCCUCGAGAAGAAACGGUAAGUACACGUAGCGGUGGCUUUUCUACCUGCUGGCGCUGCUCGUCGCGUGCCUGCCUGUUAUUAGGUGAUAUAUAUCUUGCCCUGAUG
Cydia amplana is the source of this 1883-nucleotide messenger RNA. Its product is annotated as putative glycerol kinase 5. Gene Ontology annotation, cellular component: mitochondrion. Gene Ontology annotation, biological process: glycerol metabolic process; triglyceride metabolic process; phosphorylation. Bases 155 to 1807 code for a protein of 550 amino acids. The record is from RefSeq and is a predicted model, not a curated record. NCBI's taxonomy places the organism in Eukaryota, Metazoa, Arthropoda, Insecta, Lepidoptera, Tortricidae. The transcript is spliced from 11 exons. Gene Ontology annotation, molecular function: kinase activity; phosphotransferase activity, alcohol group as acceptor.